CACAGCAUUUGUCCUCCAAGAAACACCAGGACAAGCUGAGUGGCCGCAAGCCCAAAGGAGGAGGUUCUUGGCGGGGCAGGCGACGCCCUCCCUUCCGCGGAGGACGAGGUGGACGCCCUCGAUCCCACACAUUCACUCAGCCUUUGUCAAGCAACUUUGUCGCAGGAGGAGCCUUGAUGUAAGGCACAAGAAAGUGUUACUUAGUGUUAGGUUUAUUAUUUAGAAGCUGUCUCUGUCAAGAUAGGUACAACUUGUGUUCAUGUCCAACUACUUCUUUCAUGCAUUAAUCUUCAUUGCAUAUAGGUACUAUAUUUUAGGUCAUUAUAUGAAUAUCAGAGUUAUGUAUAAUUGAUUAGGUAUAUUGUAUGCUUAGUAUAUUCUGCUUGAUUUUUUAGGUUGAUGAUUACAGUUAGGGCAUUUGAAAGGUGAGAGUAAAGACGAUUAUUAGAAGGAUGAAGUACAGUUUUCUUUAUUCCAAAGCUAAAGUUAUUUGGAUAUUAUUAUUUGAUAUUCAAUUUGCCCACACUUUCUUUUAACCUGAUGUAGCAGAUGUGACAGUGUGUGGACAAACAGUUUGAUUAGGUUGAUACUGCUCUCUUUGUCCUGAAAUAUAUACAAUUGUUUUUAAACAUAACAUGAUAUGUUAAGUCUACUUAGUUUGAAUUAUCCUGUGUCAUUUGAUGUUUUCAUGGUUAUGAUGUGAACUGUAAUGCUGGUAUACCAUUGAUGUUCAGAAUAUAUUAGAUCAAAAAUGUCUCACAGGAAGCAUUGCUUUUGUUGAAUUUUUAGAACUGAUGUUAAGUUAAGAUUACCUCAUUAGUAAUGAGGUGUACCCUUUAUAGCUGAAAGGAUGUGAUACAUCAUGAAAGAUGUCACAGUACUUUAUUACAACACAACGGCCUCAUCUUAAAUGGAUGACUGAAAGGAACUGCCAUGAUAUUUCUAUGUGUAUAAUGAUAUUGCUAAAUGUCUUUUUUUUUUCAAAUUGUGGAAUCUAAGGUCCUUCACAUGAAACUGAUGUUGAAGAUUCUGUAUACAUGCAUUUGUUAGUGUACACAUGAUGAGCCCUUAUGUGAAUGGCUUUCUUUCAUCAGCAUAGGAAUGGCUUUCUUUCAUCAUCAUGUGAAUGGCUUUCUUUCAUCUUGUAUACAAAAGGGUGACAUUUGCUAUUACAGCUUGCAGUCUUAGCUGUUUGCAUUUUACUGUAGUAGAACCUUGGAUAAAUUUUUAUAACUUAUUUUUAAUACUUGCCAUCCUUAGUUCUCAGCAAGCAUUUUUUAAUUAUUAUUAUUAUUAUUAUUAUUCCUUUUUUCUUCAAUCCAUGGAUUUGAAUAGUGCUGUACAACACACCUGCCCAUUAUGAAUAGGUCAUUUUGUCUCAUUUUUUCUAUGCAUGAUACUCUUUGUGCUAUGAUAGGAAAUUGUAUGUUUAGGUACAUGAUACACUACUGAUAAUGUCAUGGAUUAGCUGAAAUAUUUUAAGCUUCACCAAGAAAAUUGUCUUUCCUUCCUAUAUUAUGUAUUUCCCUUUGAUAUAAACAUUAAGUAUGCAUUCUAAAUACACAUGUACUUAAAGAUAAAAGAACUUGUGUAUGCUCUAUAGAUGCUUUGACCAAGGAUAACAUGUUAGUGUCUAAAAAAAAUGGUAUGCAUUAAUUGAGUAAACAAUGCACAUGUUCUAAUGAACCAUUUGAAUUGCACUAUGUUGACAAGUAGUGAGUGUCUUGUCUUCUGUUUCCCUGUAUUGGGUGGCUGGAUUGAUUAGCCUCUUUAAAUUCCCCAAAUAAACAGUUUGGUAGCUCAUA
Messenger RNA from Penaeus vannamei (Pacific white shrimp), 1805 nucleotides. The record is from RefSeq and is a predicted model, not a curated record. Lineage: Eukaryota; Metazoa; Arthropoda; Malacostraca; Decapoda; Penaeidae.